Messenger RNA from Mesoplodon densirostris (Blainville's beaked whale), 3387 nucleotides. It is a transcript of the gene DENND11, whose product is annotated as DENN domain containing 11. Bases 1 to 1368 code for a protein of 455 amino acids. Gene Ontology annotation, cellular component: cytoplasm. Lineage: Eukaryota; Metazoa; Chordata; Mammalia; Artiodactyla; Ziphiidae. The transcript is spliced from 9 exons. The record is from RefSeq and is a predicted model, not a curated record.
AUGGUGGAGCGGGGAGACGCGGCGCCGCUGCUGCGUUGGGCCGAGGGCCCCGCCGUCUCCCCGCCGCUGGCCCCGGCCCCGCAGGCUGGAGUCCGGGGCUGGGGCGGCGGCGGGGGCGGCCGGGCGGCCGCGGAGCCGCCGAGGAGGCGGGAGCCCGAGGAGCUGGGUCCCUCCCAGGUGCUGCUGCAGCCCGGGCGUCUGGAGCUGGGCGACGUGGAGGAGGACCAGGUGGUGGCCGUGUUCGUGGUCACCUUCGACCCCCGCUCAGGAAACAUGGUGGAAUGGUGCUUACCUCAAGACAUUGACCUUGAAGGCGUGGAGUUCAAGUCUAUGGCCAGUGGGUCCCAUAAAAUUCAGUCUGAUUUCAUCUAUUUCCGAAAGGGGCCCUUCUUUGGCCUGGCCUGCUUCGCCAACAUGCCUGUGGAAAGCGAGCUGGAGCGUGGCGCCCGGAUGAAGUCCGUGGGCAUCCUCUCUCCAUCCUACACCCUGCUGUACCGGUACAUGCACUUCCUGGAGAACCAAGUUCGACACCAGCUGGAGACACCGGGACAUUACUCUCAUCUGGCUGCAUUCUACGAGGACAAGAAGGGGGUGCUGCACGCCAGUCCGGGGAGAGGUGGCAGCCUGCCCCCUGUCUACUGGCUGCCUUCCAUCCACCGCUACAUGUACCCGGAGAUGAAGAUCACACACCCAGCUGGCUGCAUGUCUCAGUUUAUUAAGUUCUUUGGGGAACAGAUCCUCAUCCUUUGGAAAUUUGCCUUACUUCGAAAGCGCAUUUUGAUAUUUUCUCCCCCUCCUGUGGGCGUCGUAUGCUACAGAGUGUACUGCUGCUGCUGCCUGGCCAACGUCUCCCUGCCUGGCAUCGGGGGCACCGUUCCCGAGUCCAAGCCUUUCUUCUACGUGAACGUGGCCGACAUCGAGAGCCUGGAGGUAGAGGUGUCCUACGUGGCCUGCACCACCGAGAAGAUUUUUGAGGAGAAGCGGGAGCUGUACGACGUCUACGUGGACAACCAGAAUGUGAAGACGCACCACGACCACCUGCAGCCGCUGCUGAAGAUCAACAGUGCCGACCGGGAGAAGUACCGGCGGCUCAACGAGCAGAGGCAGAUGCUGUUGUAUUCCCAGGAGGUAGAAGAGGAUUAUAACCCUUGUGAAGAGGACCUCUUUGUGCUGUUUUUCCUAGAGCAAAACAAUCGGAUAUUUCAGACUUUGCUGGAGGUGUCCGCCAGUCAAGACAAAACUCUGACAGCUGAGCAUGCCCGGGGCAUGGGUCUAGACCCCCAAGGAGACCGGAGCUUUCUUAUGGACCUGCUGGAGGCCUACGGCAUCGAUGUCAUGUUGGUCAUUGACAACCCCUGUUGCCCAUAGGAAGGAUGAGUUCACCCAGGCCCCAGAUGGCCUGAUUUUUCAUUAAGUUGACACAAAGGAAUACUGUUUAUACUUCCAACAAAUGUAACUUUUGCAGCGCCUUCCCUCCCUUCCUCCCAAGAGGUAAGAUGAGAGCAUCUUGGUCUUGUAGGUCGUUGAAAGCUACCGCCUUCAGAGCUGCCGCCGGUUUGGUCUUAGGAGUUAUCAAAGCAGAUUCUCUCAUUGCUUUGUUGAGGGACUUGAGGAGAUGGGCGAAGACCGCGUAUCACCAGGCGCGGGCCGAGCUCUGGAGACGUGGGGCUGGACUGUUGAGAAAGUCUGUCUGGUCUUUGUCGCUUGACAUAUCAAGGAUAAGACAACUGUCUGUCCAGUGUGGCGUUGGAUGUCCACCUGCCUGAAGCAGAAGCUAGACCAGGUGGCUUUUCAAGGUUAUUUUCAUCAGUCUGGGAGUCUAGUCUUGGGAUCACAUCCCUUUUCCUGUUCAUUAGAGUAAAUCUGUGUUUUCUCUGUUCACGUAGGUAAGAGACUUCAAAGAGGGACCAAGGAUAUUUCUGUCACCAAGUGUGAGCUUCUCUCUAAGGACAGAUGACAGGGAGAGGUUGCUUCUCAGUCACCUGAGAACUAAAAUUGUAGAAUGAAGCCUUGAAAGCUUUCUCUGAGUAAGUUAAUGGUGGCCACUCCACGUAAUAGUCCGUUUUCUCUGAAUCCCCUCCUCUUGGGAUGGGCUGGCAGAUUCCUUCGGGCUGAUGUUAACAGGAGUGUGUACCAGUUUGGAGCUCUCGUAAACAGACUUCUCUUUAGCAGAGACGACAUUUGUCGAGCUGAGUAAUUGGGACCAGAGAUGUGCAGGUUUGUUAGAGAGCAAACGUGGCAGUCCCUCCACCCAGGAAAGUAGUUGGGAAACCUGAGUGUGGAUGAUGAGCUCCUCCGCUUUGCUCUGGAGCGUUCUGACCUGGGACAGCUCCUGUCGGCCCUGCCUGUUCUCUUUGGCUGGGGCGUUCGGUGGAUGCCAGCUUAGGUAAGACGGCCGCAGUCUGUCAGCCAGAGAAGCUAGCUCCUGGCGUAGCGUUUAGGUCUUUUUGUUGGUGACAAAUAACUUCUUGCCCUUUACCGUUCCUGCCUGGCUCUGUUAUUGGAACAGCCAUCAGUUAUAUCCAUGUCUGGGACCAAGUUCCAGCCAGGCAAAUGGACACAGCAGAGAGAAAUAACUUCCAAAUAGAUGGAUCCCAUGUCUUAUCUCAAGACUAGCUUUAUAGGGCUUAUUGCUUUAUUUAAAAAUAUUUUCACUGUAGCUCCUUGACAUGAAAUUCAAGACUAAAGAAAUUCACAUGUGGAAAUGCAAACAGACAUUGAUUAAUCAAGGUAGCAUCUUUUAUGUAAGUAUAUAAAUAAGUUUGGGCAUUGAAUUGUAAACUGUACAUUUUUCUCCCCUGUGGGUUUAGCCUUCGUUUCAGUAAUACAUAUGUUUACAAAAGAAAAAAAGAAUCUGUGUUUAGAAGCUGAAGCUUCACUGCCUUUUUCCUGGAAGAGUGACUGUCUCCUCUUGCCCCUCGAGAAGAAGUGGCCUUUCUAACUUGGGUCAAGUUAGGGUUACUUUUAUACUUUUAGUGGCAUCCAAAGGUUCAAGGCUUUCUAAGUUGGGGGUGGGUGGUCAGAAGUAGGGGCGGGCGUAAAAGGGAAGGUCAGAUUCUCGUGGAGGACGCAGGCAGACCCUCCUUCUGUGCAGCUGGGGAAUUUGUGGGGAGAACACACUCUUUUUAAGCACUUCUGCUCCGGAGACCUUCUGCGUGUGAACGCUUUUGUUUUUGUGGUAUUGUAACUCCAAGCUCAGACGUGCUGAUGUAAAGGUAGCAGGAUGAAGAUGAGAUGCCUGUAUUUCCCUCUGAAUGGUGGGCCCAGGCUUCUGUGCUCCUUUUAGCUCCCUGCCGUCCUAGGCAGCUGUCCAUCUGGCAUCUGUGUCCCCCCGAUGCUCACGCAGAGGUCUGGGCUGGGGGUGGUCCUGGGAGGGGGGCACCCAUG